GAUCUCAUUGUGAGCGUCACACGAACCCACUUCAGCAUCUGCAACUUGCCGACGUACUGGCCAGCUUUCUCCACCGAAUCCAUUCACAGUGCACUCCUUCAAGCUUCAAAGAUAAGCAGCAGCAGCAGCAACCCGCCAACCACUUGGGCUUGGCUUGACAGACAUCUAUCUCUACGUGAGUUAGGUGAGGGAGGAUUUGGGCUUGGAAUCGCACCUCGCCCCCAGCCACCGUUGAAUCGCAUCGUGACCGUAAAGUAGAUGACUUUUGUGCUCCACUGUCCUUCUUUAUUGAUUCCCAUCGCGAACCUUCCAAGUAAUUGAUUUGAGAGACUCGACUCUAACUCAAUACUGUGGAUGGGACCAUCUUCCAGCGACACUUUUAAUUUGUUUUCUUGAAUAUGGCUCGUGCUGGAUCUCUAUUCUGAUGCUUUUCUUUUCUUGCUCUGCUCUGAAGCUGCAACCUUCUGUGGAUUCAGUUUGCUUGUUCAAUUUGAUGGGUGAGUUUUUUUGGUUCAAUGGGCGCCGUGAGCAUGACAGCCAGUUUGUGUGUACUGCUGCUAUUGUUGUCUAAUUAUGUCGAAAAAAACAUCACUUUAAUCUACAAUUGGUAAGCUGAAGUGUGUCGGAAUUUUACUUGGUGGAGUCUGAUGGGAAGGGAAGGAAUUCUGAAUCAUGCGGCCUUGAAAAUUCUUGAAGAACGUCUUCCAUGGGUUUAGUGGAUUUGAUUUUUUUUUUUUUUUUUUUGGUGAUGAUCAGACAUAAAGUUUAGAAUUCUUGGAAAGUGUUGGUUCGAAAUGGAAAAUUCUGCAGAACCAUCGUCAUCCAUCAGUUUCACCUCGCCUUCUCAUUUAUCCAAUGGAUCAAUCAAUAAUAAGGUCUAUGCUUCUGGUGGAUCCGACAAUCUUGAAGUCAUAAGCUUAAAGAAGCUGAGUUAUAGUUUGGAGCAACUCCUUUGUGAACCUGGCAGUGAUUUCAGUGAUGCUGAUAUUGUGGUAGAAGGCAAAAGCAUUGGGAUUCACCGAUGCAUUUUAGCGGCGAGGAGCAAGUUUUUUGAUGAUCUGUUCAGAAAUCAUAAGGGCUCUGCUGGGAAGGAAGGAAAGCCAAAGUAUUCCAUAGAAGAUUUGUCCCCUAAAGGUAGGAUUGGAUAUGAGGCUUUGGUUAUUGUCUUGAGCUAUUUGUACACAGGAAGGCUUAAGCCCUCUCCACCUGAGGUGUCAACCUGCGUCGAUAGCACGUGCAUACAUGAUGGAUGCAGACCUGCUAUUGACUUUGCUGUUGAGUUAAUGUAUGCAUCCGCAGUUUUUCAGGUCGCCGAACUCAUGUCACUUUUUCAGCGCCGACUUCUUAAUUUGGCUGGCAAGGCAAUUGUGGAAGACAUUAUCCCUAUCCUUAUUGUUGCCUUUGACUGCCGCUUAAGCCAUCUUCGCUGUCAGUGCAUUAAUAGAGUCGCUCAGUCUGACCUUGAGAACAUCGCUAUUGAGAAAGAGAUCCCCCCUGAAGUUGCAGAUAUUAAAUUGAUCCGCCUGAAUUCUCAGGCAGAAGAUGAAAGACAUGCAGCAGCGCAAGUCGAUCACUUGCGUGAGAAGCAAGUGAAGCGAAUGCACAAAGCACUGGACUCUGAUGAUGUCGAACUGGUGAGACUCCUUCUGACUGAUUCCGAGGUGACCUUAGACGAGGCCUUUGCUCUGCACUAUGCUAUUACUUACUGUGAUCCCAAGAUAGUGAAGGAGGUGCUUAGUCUAGGUCUGGCGGAUGUCAACUUACGCAAUACAAGGGGACAUACAGUACUUCACAUUGCUGCUAGGCGUAAGGAACCAUCUAUUAUAGUCUCACUUCUGACCAAGGGAGCAUCUGCCUCAGAUCUAACACCAGAGGGGCAAAAUGCACUUAGCAUAUGUAGGAGGUUGACGAAGCCGAAGGAUUAUGAGAUGAAAAGGCAGGAAGGGUGUGAAGCAAACAAUGACCGGAUAUGCAUUGAUGUGUUGGAGAGGGAGAUGAGCAGGAAUCCAUUUGCCGAGGAUACUAUGCUGUCCCUUGCCGUGGCUGAUGAUUUGUAUGUGAGAUCUCUCUACCUGGAAGACCGAGUGUCGUUUGCACGGAUGUUUUUCCCAACCGAAGCUAAGCUGGCUAUGGAAAUUGCACAUGCCGAGACAACAUCAGGGCUUGCUGGUCUCUUGUCAUCAAGAGGUUCGAGUGGGAACUUGGAGGUUGAUUUAAACGAAUCACCGCAUAGUCAAAAGAAAAGACUUCUUGCAAGGAUUGAGACUCUCUCCAGAACAGUUGAGUUGGGGCACCGGUAUUUCCCAAAUUGCUCCCAGGUACUGGAUAAGUUCAUGGAGGAUGACUUGCCGGACGCAAUCUACCUUGAGAAGGGCACUGAUGAAGAGCAGAGGAUGAAACGAUUACGCUUUAUGGAACUCAAGGAUGAAGUUCAGAAAGCAUUCACCAAGGACAAAGCUGAGCUGCACCUGUCUGGCUUUUCUUCGUCGCCUCCACGAUCCUUCAAAGAUCGAAUGAAUAUGAACAGCAGGGCUCGAAAGAUUUAGAACUAAAAUGGGGUUAUCAUCCUCCUACCAAAGAAAUUGUACGUAGAGCUAUGUAUGUUUUUCUUGGAAGUCUUGGAUAGCACAGCACAGCAAAGCACUGCUUUGAUAUAUAUUGUAGUGCAUCGAAGGAACAAGCCUAGCUUGCUUCGUCAAUAACUUCUGAUUUUUAGCUUAUGCAAGUUAUAAUAAUUUCUUGUGUAUAGACGAACAUCUGCAAGGGAAUUUUGUCCCUAAUUUUAGAUAUUAGUGGGCCACCCCUCCAAUA
Andrographis paniculata is the source of this 2811-nucleotide messenger RNA. RefSeq names its product BTB/POZ domain and ankyrin repeat-containing protein NPR1. Gene Ontology annotation, molecular function: protein binding. Gene Ontology annotation, cellular component: nucleus. The transcript is spliced from 6 exons. Bases 795 to 2546 code for a protein of 583 amino acids. NCBI's taxonomy places the organism in Eukaryota, Viridiplantae, Streptophyta, Magnoliopsida, Lamiales, Acanthaceae. The record is from RefSeq and is a predicted model, not a curated record. Gene Ontology annotation, biological process: defense response to bacterium; regulation of jasmonic acid mediated signaling pathway; systemic acquired resistance, salicylic acid mediated signaling pathway.